AUGGAAUCGUCGGAAGAAGAAGUGGGAGGUGAUGAAGACGACAAUGAAGUAAGAAUAGUAAAUAAUAGUGAUCAUGACAGUAACUCGUGCUUGGAAUACAGUUCAUUUGAGGAUUCCGAUGGUGAUGAUGAUAAUAUUGAGCUCGAGUAUUUUAUUGGUAAAGAUAAAGCAACAAAAUGGUCUAAGACACCAUUGACAAACGAAGACAUAGACAUUACUUGUUUGAACAUUUUAAGUGAGGAAAUGAUGAAAGAGCUAGUUCCAAAAAUUGGUCAUAGAGCCAAGCUUAAGGCAAAUAUUGAUGAAUGGAAAAAAGUACUAGAUCUCACAAGUAGUCAAAUUACAAUUAUGGACAUGUCUUCCCCAUUAAGUAUUGAUUUUGAAUCACCAUCUACAUCAUCAUUGGUAAGUGUUGGAGGUCUUACAGAUACUCCUUCUGAUACUGAAAUCUCCUUCACAUCUUCCAAUAAUCAGCAAACACUUAAUGUAUCAAAUUCAAAUGCAAUUAAUAAUCAGCACCCAAAUUUGAAUCUAAUACAUCAAUCUUCUGAAUCGGUACAAAGUCUAGUACUCAACUAUUUGAACAAUUCAAAUGAAGGAAAAGGUAUUUUGUUGAAAUAUAGAGAAAGUGAAGUAUUAGAUAACUUGGGGAGAAGAAAAUUAUGUAAUUUAAUUGUCAGAAACGAACUCGAAAAUGAACCAGAUAAAAUUGUAACCAGCCAAAAGCUUUUAUUGUUGUCUCAAGAAAUCACUUCUAUUUUUCCUAAGGAACAUAUUAGUACCUACUUUAUUCCAUAUAUGAGCUAUGGACCUACAAUCAAAAAAGCUGCAAAAGGAAAAUUGUUGGAUUGCUUCAAUAACCGCCGAAGAGAAUUUAAGAAAGCUGGUGUCAUAACACAUCAUUCAAGAGGGACCACAACUGAAGACUUUAAUUUUUUGUAUCCUAAAAAAACACAAACCUUAUUUGAGAAUAUUCCCAUUUAUAAAGACAGAAUUUUAGAACAUGCCAAAAGUAUUUCUACAAAUCUUAGAGAUCCAACGCUUAAAAGCUUAUUGCAUGAAUACUUAGAUCAAGCUCAAGAAGACGAAGAAUCUUCUUUGGUGGCAGUAUUCUUGGUUCUCCCAUUUUUAUUUUCCCCUGUUACUAUUAAAAAGAAAAAGGGAAAAGGUAAUUGGAGACCUUCAAAAAGUGAAAUGCGAGAUGGUUUCAUACUCCAUUUAAGAUCACAUGCAGAGUUACAAGAAUCUAUUACAAGAAGAAAACAAAAGUAUGAACAAUUAGCUUUUACAUUGCAACCUUUGAUUAUUAUCAUAGGACCAACAAUAAGUGAUAUUGCUCAGUAUUUUAUCUUGGUUGAUGAUACAUAUUAUCUUGUAAACUCUAUUAUUACUGCUGUUGACUGCUGUUUCAAAAUUAUCCAUGCCCUUCAUGCAGAGUAUCCUGUUGAAAGUAAGCCAGUUUGGUAUUUUAUUCAAAAAGGUUGCUAUAAGUUAAAAACUUCUUGGGAUACAGAAUAUGUGACAGUAAAUUCAUUAAUAAGUGAUCUAGAUAUUUCAAUUUAA
Messenger RNA from Aphis gossypii (cotton aphid), 1563 nucleotides. RefSeq lists its product as uncharacterized. Lineage: Eukaryota; Metazoa; Arthropoda; Insecta; Hemiptera; Aphididae. The transcript is spliced from 7 exons. Bases 1 to 1563 code for a protein of 520 amino acids. The record is from RefSeq and is a predicted model, not a curated record.